Aspergillus vadensis CBS 113365 is the source of this 1244-nucleotide messenger RNA. Its product is annotated as EXS domain-containing protein. The transcript has 5 exons. The coding region runs from base 1 to 1218 and encodes 405 amino acids. The record is from RefSeq and is a predicted model, not a curated record. Gene Ontology annotation, cellular component: membrane; cytoplasm. NCBI's taxonomy places the organism in Eukaryota, Fungi, Ascomycota, Eurotiomycetes, Eurotiales, Aspergillaceae.
AUGGGUGUCGAUCAACAUGCUCAAUUGGAUCGCUUCAGUCUCUUCCUCCCCUUCCCCUAUCGCGUGGCGGUGAUACUGCUGGCUGGUUUCUGGGGUUGGGGUGCUAAUCUGCAAUACCUCCUAAAGGCCAAUAUUGAUGUCCCUGCCCUUAUUAAAUAUCCUGCUCGACAAUCCUCCAGUCAACGCCCGCAUUAUGCCUCGACAUACCAGCUGGCCACUCUCCUGACUAUCCCGCUCGUCGUCUCCCUCCUUAUCUUCUGGCCCGCCACCCAUGGCUCCGCAGAACGCGUCGAAGCGGUGGAAUUCAUUCCGCAAUCAUACUUCUUCAUAGGACUGUUUAUUCUCAUCCUGCCCUUCUACCGGAUCGCGCGCUCGGGCCGAUAUCGGUUCUUCAUGACCCUGAAGCGCAUCAGUCUUGGAGGUCUGGCGGAAGCACAAGAUGGCAAAUUCGGGGAUAUUCUGCUGGCAGAUGCUCUGACAAGCUAUUCUAGAGUCCUCGCGGACUUGGUUGUUACCUUCUGCAUGUUCUUUACCACGGACGUCUCCAGCACGUCCAAACCCACCCGCAAGUGUCGCACGAACGAUUACGUCGUUCCCUUGAUCAUCGCUUUCCCCAGUAUCAUUCGACUUCGUCAAUGUCUCAUUGAAUACUUGCGUGUGCGUCGGGCUACCCAGCGUAGUCAAGUCGCGGGCAGCCAGGGUGGCCAGCACUUGGCUAACGCCCUGAAAUACGCCACCGCGUUCCCGGUUAUCAUCCUGGCAGCCAAGUUGAAGAACUACAACCCUCUAGACUUUUACGGCUACAGUGAGAUGAGCCUUUCACGGCUCUUGUUUUUCUUUACAUUCAUCAACUCCGCAUACUCCUUCUACUGGGAUAUCACCAAGGAUUGGGAUUUGACCCUCUUCUCUUCGGCACGCCACAGCCACGAACACCCAUACGGACUGCGCCGCCAUCGCUAUUUCGCCAACCGACAGUACUACCUCGCGAUCAUCAUUGAUCUGGCCAUCCGUUUCUCCUGGCUCUCUAGAUACGUGCCCGGAUUUGUCUGGAUGAGCGAGACCGAGUUUGGAAUUUUCGUACUCAUGUUCUCUGAGGUCGCCCGUCGCUGGAUGUGGGUUUUCCUCCGCGUCGAGGCCGAGUGGAUCCGAAACAGCCGCGGUCCUGCCCCCGACGAUAUUCUCCUUGGCGAGUUCGGCGGCAAAUUGGACGCAGACUGAACUUAUACAGCCAUGCCGCAUCUUUC